GUUAUAUUUUCGCUUGCUUUUUGCACAGAUCGUUCUUGACUUCCCUCGAAACUAAAUAGAAAAUAAUAUAGAAUGAAAUAUUUAAUUUGCUUGGCAUUCUUGGCCUCAAUGGCUGUUACUACUGUUUUGGCUGUUGCCGGUCAAUCUGCUUGCCGUGAUCCCUCUGAAGUUGGUAAAACCUAUCCUCAUCACUGGGAUCCCACUAAGUAUUGGUAUUGUGAAAAAUUGAAUGAAGUUGCUUUGGAGGUGGAUUGUCCUAAAGGUCAGGCUUAUAUGCAUUUGAUGAAGGCCUGUAUUCCAUGGCCCAACUACAUUUGGAAGAAACCCGAAAAUCCUCCAACUCUUGCUUAAUUUGAUGAUAAAGUUUAAUUUAAAUAAAAUUUGAUUACAAAAGUUA
Lucilia cuprina (Australian sheep blowfly) is the source of this 397-nucleotide messenger RNA. RefSeq lists its product as uncharacterized. The coding region runs from base 73 to 351 and encodes 92 amino acids. Gene Ontology annotation, molecular function: chitin binding. NCBI's taxonomy places the organism in Eukaryota, Metazoa, Arthropoda, Insecta, Diptera, Calliphoridae. The transcript has 2 exons. The record is from RefSeq and is a predicted model, not a curated record.